AGCCAAGUGGAGUCAUCAUCUUCCUAUUCUGACAACUUAAUGCCAGCUGGAUUGUGUUAAGGGCACUGGAGAAAUCAAAUCCUCACUGUGCACAAAGUCCAUUGUGAGAGCGCGCACAAGCCAAGAAGACGAUUGCAUCUUCUCCUCCAGUUGUGAAAUGGUGUUCAACCCAUGUGAUGAUUGCCUGAAAGUCAUAUAGAGUUGUCAUCCGGAGUUGACAUUGAUUUACAGAGUGAAUGCAGUUUCUCUCAUUUGUGGACCUCGAGGGUCAACAGAGGAUCAAAUCUGAGAUCAACAUCAUCAAACAGGCUUGGGAAGGGAUGUUUAGAGAUUCAGCUCCUCUCAACUUUCACCUCACUUCCUGGUGAAGGAGCGUCAAACGACACAGGGGCAGUUUUAGUGGAUGCGCUCUGAAGAACAGACGUCUACAUUUAAAUAUUCCUCUGAUCAAAGUUGGGUUUCUGCUCCCCCCUGUGAUGAGUUAGAACAGGAGGACUCCUGCCACCGGGCGACUACACGGAAAUUUACAGUGGAAACACCAACUCAGAGGUCUUUUAAAGAAAUAUCUGAAUUGAGGCCAUUGCUGCUCCCUGACUGUUCUGACCUGUGCGGUGUGCAGCUGUGUGUACCUUCAAACACAGUCGAGACUGGGAGGCUGCAAGUAAAAGGUGCUGCUGCUUUUUGGGGAGGAAUUCACUUUCCCAUCAGCAAAGUGUCUUUUGUCAAAGUCAAGCGAGUUCACAGUGACAGGCCGACAUCUGAGGAUCAAACCACAGCGGCGCCUGCAGUCUGAAGGAAAGCAUCCGGUUUCAGAAUCUGGACACAUCCACACGAACUGUUUUGAAAGUGAAGAAAUGACACAAGUUGGCAGCAGACCAGCACCACUCAACAGCUAGAUCGCUCUAAAAGUUGAUGUACAACAGCAUGCCUGUAUGUUUGCCAGCUGCACGAGCAAAAUCAUUAUGGAAGUGAAAGAGCGACGUCCAUACUGCUCACUCACCAAGAGCCGGAAGGAAAAGGAAGCUCGGUACACGGGCUCAUCGGUGGACAGCGAGGAGUGCGUGAUAGGCUCCCAGGGUCUCCGAGUCCCCACUCAGAAGUCCUACUCGUCCAGCGAAACGCUCAGGGCCUUCGAUCAGCACCAGGACCAGACCAGGUUACUAUACGGCACUACGAAGGGACACAAAGAGAUGGUUCACCGUGAGCAGGAUGAUUACAGCAGGCAAGGACAGCACUUCAGUCUCCGUCAGCUUGGGAUCUGUGAGCCGCCGCCACGUCGUGGCCUGGCAUUCUGCUCUGAUAUCGGCCUUCCCCACCGCGGCUUCUCGGUCGGUACCGCCCAGGACACGGAUCCAGACAGCCAGGCUGUGAUGUCACCAGAACGGGCCAUGAGGUUGUGGGGCCGAGGGGGUUUGGGCAAAUCGUCGGGGAGAAGUUCCUGCCUGUCCAGCCGCUCCAACUCAGUGCUGACUCUUACAGACACGGAACACGAGAACAAGUCCGACAGCGACAAUGGUUCUCCCAUGCCCUCCCCCUCCUGCCCAUCACCUGUCAUUGACCAAUCACAUCCACAGUCUAAUCCACAUCACAACCCACUGUUAGGCGACGCCACUGACUCAGACAAAGAAGAGGAGGAAGAGGAGGAGGAGGAGGAAGAAGCAGAGGAGUAUGCAGCUCGAUUGUACCUACCUAUAACACAUGAACAAACGUCCAACCAUCAUGGACCGACCUUGCCUCCUGUGCCCCCACCUCACCGCCAGCAGCCAUCAGUAACGGCUCUCAAUCAAGCGCUGGGCUCCACACACCACGCUGGCCAUACUUUGAAUUCAUCGCGACAACUAACCCCUCCCUCUGGAAGCCCGGCCCCCGUGGCCGGCCAAUCACCAGCCGAGCUGCAGACCACGCCCCCCGAGAGCGUCCCGCUGCAAGACAGCUGGGUGCUGGGUAGCAAUGUGCCUCUGGAAACAAGGCACUUUCUCUUUAAAACAGGUACAGGCACCACCCCCCUCUUCUCUACAGCCACUCCCGGCUACACUAUGGCGACAGGCUCCGUAUACUCCCCUCCCACCAGGCCUUUGCCAAGGAAUACCCUUUCCCGUUCUGCCUUUAAGUUUAAGAAGUCCUCCAAGUAUUGCUCCUGGCGAUGUACCGCCCUCAGUGCAGUCGGCCUGUCUGUCCUGCUCUCCGUACUGCUUUGUUACUGCAUAGCUAUGCACCUGUUUGGUUUAAACUGGCAGCUUCAGGAGAAUGAAAGUUACGGAGCAUUUGAGAACGGAGGCGGCGGGAGAGAUACAACCCCCAACCCCUUUAUGGUGUCCACAGACAACGGUAAGAUGUUUCUUCUGGAGAACAACACUAUAGACACAGGGGAGGUGGACGUGGGGAGGCGAGUCGUCCAAGACGUCCCACCAGGUGUGUUUUGGAGGUCCCAGCUCUACGUCGAUCAGCCGCAGUUCCUGAAGUUUAACAUCUCUGUGCAGAGAGAUGCUCUGGUGGGCGUGUACGGACGUAAAGGCCUUCCGCCUUCACAUACACAGUACGACUUUGUGGAGCUGCUGGACGGCAGCCGGCUCAUUUCCAAAGACAAAAGAGCUCUCGGUGACGCAGACUCCCUGUUCUUUCACGUGGCCGGGUAUCAUGAGGACGAGUCUGCUGCAGGAACUCGGCACACGCGCUCGGUGAGCGUGCACGAGGCUGGCUUCAUUCACUACAUGGACACUGGAAUCUGGCACCUGGCGUUCUACAAUGACGGGCGCAAUACGGAACAAGUCUCCUACAACACCAUCGUCAUAGACUCAAUUAUGGAGUGUCCUCAGAAUUGUCACGGAAACGGCGAUUGCCUCUCAGGAAUAUGCCACUGUUUCCCCGGUUUUCUGGGGCCCGACUGCUCUCGAGCUGCGUGUCCGGUGCUGUGCAGCGGCAACGGUCAGUACUCCCGCGGCCGCUGCCAGUGUUACAGCGGCUGGAAAGGCACAGAGUGUGACGUCCCGUCCAACCAGUGCAUCGACAUCCACUGUGGAGGCCAUGGCAUCUGCAUCGUCGGCGCCUGCACCUGCAACACUGGUUACAAGGGGGAAAACUGCGAUGAGGUGGACUGCAUAGACCCCAGCUGUUCUUCCCACGGGGUGUGCAUACACGGGGAGUGUCACUGUCAGCCGGGCUGGGGCGGAGCCAGCUGUGAGAUCGCCAAGGCCAUGUGUCCGGACCAGUGUUCAGGUCACGGCACCUACAACGCAGAGACCAGCACCUGUACCUGCGACCAGAACUGGACGGGGCCGGACUGCUCUUUAGAAGUGUGUGAGGUAGACUGCGGGACCCACGGAGUGUGUUAUGGCGGUGUGUGUCGCUGCGAGGAGGGCUGGACAGGAACUGUGUGUGACCAGAAGGCCUGCCAUCCCCUCUGCACCAAGAACGGUGUCUGCAAGGACGGGAAGUGUGAGUGUGACCAGGGAUGGACAGGGGAGCACUGCAACAUUGCUCACAAUCCGGACAUUAGAGUUAAAGGAUAUAAAGAGGGUUGUCCAGGUCUCUGCAACAACAACGGGCGGUGCACUUUGGAAGCCAGCGGGUGGCACUGCAUCUGCCAGUCAGGAUGGAGAGGGGCUGGCUGUCACGUUCCCAUGGAAACUCUUUGUACCGACGGCAAGGACAAUGAAGGAGACGGUUUGGCCGACUGCAUGGAUCCCGACUGCUGUCUGCAGCCGUCCUGUCAGAACCAGCAGUACUGCAAAGGGUCACCUGACCCGGCAGAGGUUCUGAGCCAGUCUCCAUCCUCUCUGGCUCCUCAGCAGGCUGCCAGGUCAUUCUUUCAGCGCAUUCAUUUUCUAGUCGGCCCUGAAUCUACUCACGUCAUCAGUGGAGACAGCCCAUUCAAUAAAAGCUUGGUGUCGAUAAUCCGAGGCCAGGUCCUCACCUCUGAUGGAACACCUCUGAUUGGAGUCAACGUGACAUUUGUCCACUACCCCGACCACGGAUACACCAUAACGCGCAAGGAUGGCAUGUUUGAUCUCCUGGCCAACGGAGGGGCAUCUUUGACGCUCAGCUUUGAGCGUGCGCCGUUCCUCACUCAGUACAGGACGGUGUGGGUGCCGUGGAACGUCUUUUAUGUGAUGGACACACUGGUCAUGAAGAAGGAGGAGAACGACAUCCCAAGCUGUGACCUGAGCGGCUUCAUCCGGCCCAGUCCCGUCAUCGUCGCUUCCCCGCUGUCCACUUUUUACCGAAGUUCACUUGAGGAUGGACCCAUCGUACCUGAAACUCAGGUUUUACAGGAGGAAACUUCAAUCCCGGGCAGCGACCUGAACCUCGUCUACCUGAGCUCCAGAGCUGCAGGGUACAAACCAGUCCUCAAAGUCUCCAUGACUCAGUCCUCAAUUCCUUUCAAUCUGAUGAAGGUUCACCUGAUGGUGGCGGUGGUGGGUCGCCUCUUCCAGAAAUGGUUUCCAGCUCAACCAAAUCUGUCCUACACGUUUAUCUGGGACAAGACGGACGCCUACGGCCAACGCGUCUUUGGACUUUCUGAGGCAGUUGUGUCUGUGGGGUUUGAAUACGAGUCCUGCCUUGACCUCAUCCUGUGGGAGAAGAGGACGGCCAUCUUACAAGGCUACGAGAUGGACGCGUCCAACAUGGGAGGAUGGACGCUGGACAAACAUCACAUCCUGGACGUACAAAGCGGUAUCUUGUAUAAGGGCAACGGUGAGAAUAUCUUUGUAUCCCUGCUACCUCCGGUAAUCAGCAGCAUUAUGGGGAACGGCCGCCGCCGCAGCAUCUCCUGCCCCAGCUGUAACGGGCAGGCAGAGGGCAACAAGCUGCUGGCGCCCCUUGCUCUGGCAUGUGGAGCAGAUGGCAGCAUUUUUGUCGGGGACUUCAACUACAUCCGGAGGAUCUUCCCCUCUGGGAAUGUGACCAGUGUCAUGGAGCUGAGAAACAAAGAUUUCAGACAUAGCAACAACCCGGCUCACAGGUACUACCUGGCCACUGACCCAGUAACAGGCCAGUUGUAUGUGUCGGACACUAAUUCGCGACGAAUAUACCGACCCAAGAUGCUCAGCGGGGCCCGUGACCUCAGCAGUAAUGGAGAGGUAGUAGCAGGCACAGGAGAGCAGUGCCCUCCCUUUGAUGAGGCUCGAUGUGGAGAUGGAAGAAAAGCUCCGGAGGCGCAGCUGCUGGGACCCAAAGGCAUCGCAGUGGAUAAGAACGGACUGAUCUACUUUGUGGAUGGAACAAUGAUCAGGAAGGUGGAUCGUAAUGGAAUCAUCUCCACGGUGCUUGGCAGUAAUGACCUGACCUCCGCAAGGCCUUUGACAUGCGAUACCAGCAUGCACAUAAGUCAGGUUCGUUUGGAGUGGCCCACAGACCUUGCUAUAAAUCCUAUGGAUAACUCCAUGUAUGUCCUAGACAACAACGUUGUGCUGCAGAUCACUGAAAACAGACAGGUCCGUAUUGUGGCGGGUCGUCCAAUGCAUUGCCAAGUGCCGGGUAUAGAAUACACACUGGGAAAGAGAGCAGUCCAAACCAUGCUGGAGGGGGCAACAGCUAUUGCCUUGUCCUACAGCGGCAUCCUCUACAUCGCAGAGACAGAUGAGAAGAAAAUCCACCGUAUCCGACAAGUGUCUACUGAUGGAGAAAUUACCCAUUUAGCUGGAGCUCCAUCUGAAUGUGACUGCAAGAAUGACGCCAACUGUGACUGCUACCAAACCGGGGAUGGCUACGCUAAAGAUGCCAGGCUUAACGGCCCUUCCUCGUUGGUGGUGUCUCCGGACGGGACGCUGUAUGUGGCUGAUCUGGGAAAUACUAGAAUUCGAGCGAUAAGACGAAACUGCCCAUCUACAGGCUCCUUGGCGUCCGGUCCCAGCUCCUAUGAAGUAGCUUCUCCAGCAUCCCAAGAACUCUAUGUGUUUGAUGCAAAUGGAACCCACCAAUUCACCAUGUCUCUGGUGACUGGGGACUUUAAAUUUAACUUCAGCUACAGCAAUGAGGAGGAUGUUACCGCGGUGACAGACAGCAGCGGCAACACACUCCGCAUCCGCAGGGACCCCAACAGGAUGCCUGUCCGCGUGGUUGCUCCUGAUAAUCAGGUAAUCUGGCUGACCAUUGGAACUAACGGAGGAUUAAAGACUCUCACAACUCAGGGGCAGGAACUGGUCCUGUUCACAUACCACGGAAACAGCGGCCUGCUGGCUACUAAGAGCAUCCAGAUUGGGUGGACCACAUUCUACGACUAUGACAGCGAGGGUCGCCUGACUAAUGUGACCUUCCCUACCGGAGUGGUAACCAAUCUCCAUGGAGACAUGUCAUCAGGAGCUGUCGCAGUUGACAUCGAGACAUCCGGAAGAGAUGAAGAUGUUUCCAUAACAACCAACCUGUCUUCAGUAGACUCCUUCUACACCUUAGUCCAAGAUCAACUUCGUAACAGUUACCAAAUGGGAAACGAUCAUUCACUCAGAGUCAUCUAUGCCAACGGGAUGGACACACACUACCAGACAGAGCCGCAUAUACUGGCAGGUGCUGCUAACCCCACUAUUGCCCGGCGAAACAUGACCCUGCCCGGAGAGAACGGCCAAAACCUGGUGGAAUGGAGGUUCAGGAGGGAGCAGACGGGAGGAAAAGUCGUCGUUUUUGGGAGGAAGCUGAGGGUAAACGGGAGAAACUUGCUGUCGGUGGAUUAUGACCGAGCACUCCGAACAGAGAAAAUCUACGAUGACCACAGGAAGUUCCUGCUCAAAAUCAUUUAUGACAACCAAGGCCAUCCAACUCUGUGGGUUCCCAGCAAUUCCCCAGUUCCCAAGCUGCUGUCAGUGAACCUGACAUACUCCAGCACUGGCCAAGUGACAGGUCUGCAGAGAGGUCCAACAACAGAGAGGUGGGAGUAUGACAGUCAAGGAAGAAUCAUUUCCAGAGUCUUCGCCGAUGGAAAGAUAUGGAGCUACACCUACCUGGAUAAGUCCAUGGUGCUGCUGCUGCACAGCCAGCAUCAGUACAUCUUUGAUUAUGACUCAGGAGACCGUCUGUCAGCGGUCACCAUGCCCAGCGUGGCUCGUCACACCAUGCAGACCAUCAGGUCCAUAGGUUAUUACAGGAAUAUAUACACCCCUCCAGAAAGCAACGCGUCUGUCACAGUGGACUACUCUGAAGACGGACAGCUCCUCAGAGUGGCGUUUUUAGGGACUGGACGUCAGAUCCUGUACAAAUAUCGCAAACAGAACAAACUGGCAGAGAUCCUUUACGACUCGACACGAGUCAGCUUCACAUACGAUGAGACCGCCGGCGUUCUGAAGACCGUCAACCUCCAGAGCGAAGGUUUCAUCUGCUCCAUCCGGUACCGCCAAAUCGGUCCGCUGGUUGACCGGCAAAUAUUCCGCUUCAGCGAGGAUGGGAUGGUGAACGCCCGCUUCGACUACACCUACGACAACAGCUUCAGGGUCACCAGCAUGCAGGCCGUCAUCAAUGAGACGCCGCUGCCAAUCGAUCUCUACCAGUUUGAUGACAUUUCUGGUAAAAUGGAGCAGUUUGGGAAGUUUGGAGUCAUCUAUUAUGACAUCAACCAGAUCAUAUCCACGGCGGUGAUGACCUACACUAAACACUUUGAUGUGCAUGGCCGCAUCAAGGAGAUCCAGUACGAGAUUUUCAGGUCUCUGAUGUACUGGAUCACCAUUCAGUAUGACAACAUGGGCAGAGUCACCAAACGGGAGAUUAAGAUUGGACCGUUUGCCAAUACCACCAAGUAUGGGUAUGAGUAUGAUGUUGAUGGACAGUUGCAGACCGUCUACCUCAAUGAGAAGCUGAUGUGGAGAUACAAUUAUGACCUGAAUGGAAACCUGCACCUGCUGAACCCUGGGAACAGUGGCCGGUUGACCCCGCUGCGCUAUGACCUAAGAGACCGAAUCACUCGUCUGGGAGAUGUUCAGUACAGGAUGGACGAAGAUGGACUUCUAAGACAGCGAGGAGCUGAGAUAUUUGAGUACAACUCAAAAGGUCUUUUAACGCGUGUGUACAGUAAAGCAGCCAGUUGGACCAUCACGUACCGCUAUGAUGGUUUGGGUCGGCGCGUGGCAUCAAAGAACAGUUUGGGUCAGCAUCUGCAGUUCUUCUACGCAGAUCUGAAUUACCCCACGAGGAUCACCCACGUCUACAACCACUCCAGCUCUGAGAUCACCUCCUUCUACUAUGAUCUGCAGGGCCACGUGUUUGCCAUGGAAAUCAGCAGCGGGGAUGAGUUUCAUAUUGCGUGUGAUAACACCGGGACUCCGCUGGCCGUCUUCAGCAACAACGGGCUGCUGCUGAAACAGGUGCAGUACACAGCAUACGGAGAAGUUUACUUCGACUCCAACCCAGACUUCGUUCUGGUGAUUGGUUUCCAUGGAGGUCUGUACGAUCCUCUGACACGACUGCUGCAUUUUGGAGACCGAGAUUACGACAUCCCUGCAGGGAGAUGGACCACUCCUGACAUCAGCACUUGGACACGUGUUGGGAAGGAGCCUCAGCCCUUUAACCUGUACAUGUUUAGAGGAAAUAACCCCAUUAGCAAAAUCCAUCAGGUCAAAGAGUAUGUCACAGAUGUCAACAUCUGGUUGGUCACGUUUGGCUUUCAUCUCCACAAUGCGAUCCCAGGAUUCCCCAUUCCCAAGUUUGAACUGAGACAGCCAUCACUGGAGAUGAAAAAGAGUCAGCUGUGGGACGAUCUGCCAAUGAUCUCAGGUGUCCAGCAGGAAGUGACCCGGCAGUCCAAGGCUUUCCUGUCCUUAGAGCGAAUGCCAGAGAUCCAGCUCAGCCGACGGCAUUCAGCGCACUCCAAACCCUGGCUUUGGUUCGCCACCGUCAAGUCUCUGAUUGGAAAAGGGGUGAUGUUUGCCAUCGUCCAGGGCCGCGUGGUCACCAACGCUUUGAACAUAGCCAACGAGGACUGCAUCAAAGUGGCCGGAGUUCUGAACAACGCCUUCUACCUGGAGGAUCUUCAUUUCACCGUGGAGGGUCGGGACACGCACUACUUCAUCAAGACCAGCCUCCCCGACAACGACCUGGGCGCUCUGCGGCUCACGUCGGGCAGAAAGUCUCUGGAGAACGGCGUGAACAUCACCGUGUCUCAGUCCACCACUGUGAUGAACGGGAGAACCCGACGCUUUGCUGACGUGGAACUACAGUACGGGGCUCUGGCGCUCCACGUGCGCUAUGGGACGACACUGGAUGAAGAGAAAGCCCGGAUUCUGGAACAAGCCAGGCAGAGGGCGCUGUCGAGCGCCUGGUCCCGGGAGCAGCAGCGGGUCAGAGACGGGGAGGAGGGCGUCCGGCUGUGGACCGAGGGAGAGAAAAGGCAGCUGCUGAGCAGUGGCAAAGUCUUGGGUUACGACGGCUACUACGUCUUGUCCAUAGAGCAGUACCCCGAGCUGGCAGACAGCGCCAACAACAUCCAGUUCUUACGGCAGAGCGAGAUCGGGAGGAGGUAACACGGCUGGGAAUAUUUGGAAGAAAUCCACCCCCUGACUGUCAGAGACUAACAGUAGUUUUAACACAAAAGGGAUGUCACAGAAGAAACUGUAUGAAGACUGAAAGGGCCCACCGGCUCGCCUCACUUUCAGUUUUUCUUUGACUCCAACUGACCGCCGACAAAAGGAACUUCAUGAAUUCACGUUUUUCUUUUUCCUUUAAAUUUUUCUUUUUCCUCCAACGUUUUGAUUUCUACCCCACAGACAGCAUCCACGCAUGCCCCUGCACCCCUCCCCGUCGCUCUCUGGUAGGCGGGACUCACCUGACAGGCCACCUGUCACACAGUGGGACUUUAGUUCAAAUAGCCAACUCAGUGUUUCAGCAGUCAUGUGCCUGCAAGCAUUUAAACCGCUGCGCCUGCAGACGCUGCAGGGAAUGAUGCGUCUCUGUGGGUCCAGAUGCAAGCGUCGCUCCGGCUUGUACACCUCUUUGUGUAUAGGAUUUAUUAUUCCAUGGCUGAAGCCAUCGAAUGGAACUGUUGAGGACUCUCUCUAAGAGAGACGGGCUCAGAAAAAAGGACUACAAUUUGUAACAAAGUUAAGAAAAAGACUUUUUUUUUGUUUGAAAGUUUCUGUUUUUAUAUAUAAACUUGGAUUUGCUUCAAACAAAAAGGGGAUAUAAAAAAAGUUUAUGUACUAUUACCUACAUGUAUGCCACUAUUAAUACUGUAACUACACUACCACCACCACCAGAAUGGAUCAUAUGAACUAAACCAGGCUUUGCGUUGUGCUUUCUUUUUCCGUCUUUCUGAUACUAGUCAGUUCUAAAAGCACUUCUUCUUCAUCCUCUGUGCUGCUACAAGGUCUGUGACUCCCACAGACCAGACAUGCAGUCAAAUGGCGACAUGUGCGAAGGUGGUGGUAGUGGGGGGCGGGCCCACAGAGCCAUGUCUGGAAGGAGGCCCCAUCGACCCCGGAGCCCCUCACUUCUGCAAACGGUGACUCAGCUUCAUAAUGCAUAGACCUUGUGCUUUUGUCAGUCAAAGGUUGUAGUAUUGCUUGCAAUAGAAACAUGUUGUCAUGGCUGUGGGGGGGUCCGGGUUGCUGUGAGUGGCAACAAACUGUUGCUCCUCUUUCGUUUUUGCUCGUUUCUCCUUAAAGGGACAAUGCAUUGCCAUUAGUGACAUUACUGAGUAACUGUAAUAGCUCAAGAAUCGAUGUUUUCUCAUUGAUCGUGGGUCUCAGUGCUCUUUUAGAGGAGUUUGUGUUACAUGUGUUUACAAAAAGGAUGGAAAGCUCUUUGAAAAAGGAAAGUGCAGGAAAUUUACACAUAAAAGGUAACAUCACGUACGACCAAUCUUUAUUUUCCAGACACUAAAGAUGAGUUGACAAUGUUUUGUUGAUUUUUUUUUUUUGGAGAGAAUCCAUUUAUCCGUACAUCGAUAUUAGUCUCAGAGAAAGUAAUUUAUGUACAGUGUUUCUACAGUAAAGAAUAAAAACUCUUGAAACUA
Messenger RNA from Oryzias melastigma (Indian medaka), 10933 nucleotides. RefSeq names its product teneurin-3. Lineage: Eukaryota; Metazoa; Chordata; Actinopteri; Beloniformes; Adrianichthyidae. Gene Ontology annotation, cellular component: membrane; neuron projection. The transcript is spliced from 67 exons. The coding region runs from base 933 to 9443 and encodes 2836 amino acids. Gene Ontology annotation, molecular function: protein homodimerization activity; cell adhesion molecule binding; protein heterodimerization activity. The record is from RefSeq and is a predicted model, not a curated record. Gene Ontology annotation, biological process: heterophilic cell-cell adhesion; neuron development; signal transduction.